Messenger RNA from Arachis stenosperma, 1385 nucleotides. RefSeq names its product tetrapyrrole-binding protein, chloroplastic. The record is from RefSeq and is a predicted model, not a curated record. The transcript has a single exon. Gene Ontology annotation, molecular function: tetrapyrrole binding. Lineage: Eukaryota; Viridiplantae; Streptophyta; Magnoliopsida; Fabales; Fabaceae. Gene Ontology annotation, biological process: chloroplast-nucleus signaling pathway. The coding region runs from base 128 to 925 and encodes 265 amino acids. Gene Ontology annotation, cellular component: chloroplast.
CACACAAAUAACAACAUUAACACCACAUUGUCUCAUAUCAUAUCAAACCUUCAAGACUCAAAAUCUUAGAAGAAAAACAAAAUAUAGUAUCAUUACAUUCAUUCAUUUUGAUUCAAAGAAAACAAAAAUGGCCACAAACUCUCUUCACUGUUCAAUUCAACAACACCAUAACCAUCAUUUCCAUAUCAAAUUCCAACCUCCAACUACUUUUUCUGCUUCACAACUCUUCCUUAAACCCUCUAACAUUACCAACAACAUCACUCUUUCACAUUCUUCUUCUGGUUCUUCUUCAUUUUCAUGUGUUACAUUCUCACUCUCUCAAGCUACUUCCACCACCCCAUCAUCAACCUCACAAGAAUCAGUUUCCUUUGAAGUCUUAAAGCAGCAUCUCACAGCAGAAGAGUAUCAAAAAGCUGAUGAAGAAACAAGGAGGCUCCUCAUAGUUCUAGCUGGUGAAGCUGCUCAGAAACGUGGAUAUGUCUUCUUCUCUGAGGUUCAGUUCAUAUCAGAAUCUGACCUCAAAACCAUUGAUGAACUCUGGAGGAUCCACAGUGACAACAAGUUUGGAUACAGUGUUCAGAAGAAGAUAUUUGAGAAAUCCAAUGAAGACUUCACCAAGUUCUUCAUCAAAGUUGGUUGGAUGAAGAAGCUUGACACUGAAAUGGAACAGUAUAACUAUAGAUCUUUCCCUACUGAGUUCAUUUGGGAGCUCAAUGGUGACACCCCAGAAGGCCAUUUGCCUCUCACAAAUGCUCUCAGAGGGACACAGCUGCUAUACAACAUCUUUAACCAUCCAGCAUUUGAUGAAGAACAAGAACAAGAAGAGGGUGAUGAUGUUGUUGCUGCUGUUGAGGACAAGGGGUUGAAGGAAAAGGAUGAUAGUUCAUUGGCUAAGAGGGUCUUCAAACCAAAUUAUAGCUUCUGAGUUCUACCCAAAAAAAAAAAAAAAUUACUACUACCACAGACAAGUUUAGUGAACAGAUAAUGUAAUUUGGGUUUUGAAUUUUGAAUUUACCUAUAUAUAUAAUAUGGUAAUCACUAAUUAAUUAUUAUGAAAGUGGUAGCUUCUAUUUGUUUGUUUGUUCUUUUUUUUCAAUUUGCAAAUGUAAUUUUACAUCAUCUUUUGUAGGUUAUUUUAAGGCUUAAGUGCAUUUGUCAAAAUUCAUAGAGUGAAAAGGUAAAAAUGUUAUGUAAAUCAAUCAGUGUGCAUAUGAAAUUAUGAAAAGGACAAAAUAACAGUGAAGCCUACCUUUGUUGUUUUUCUUGUUUGCUUAUUCAGUUGCAACUUGCAGAAGAAAUCUAUUGCAUAGACAAAAAAUGACUGCUACAACUUGUGUAUUGUAUAUAAACUAUAUAUAGACUAUUUUUAAUUAUUUCAAACAUAA